Messenger RNA from Fibroporia radiculosa, 348 nucleotides. RefSeq lists its product as uncharacterized. The transcript has a single exon. The record is from RefSeq and is a predicted model, not a curated record. Bases 1 to 348 code for a protein of 115 amino acids. NCBI's taxonomy places the organism in Eukaryota, Fungi, Basidiomycota, Agaricomycetes, Polyporales, Fibroporiaceae.
AUGCGCAGCGAACGGCAAGGGCUACGCGCAGACGGCAUUGAGGCUACCACCCAGCAGCGCGAACCCCAGACGCGCCAGGGUCAUCCACCGUUCGACCAGCCGCAGGCAAAUUGGCUCGGGCUCGAGACGACGACGGCAGAGAGCUGGAUAGUGUCGACGGGGCACGGCGGCGACGGCAGCGUGCGUGGUGAUGGAGCUAACGAGGCCAAGAUGAAAGGUGUCCAGCGUGUGUACGCGGGCGGCGCAGGGCGAGGAAGCGAAGAGACUAGAGGGUGUCGAGACAAAGCGAUCCAUGGCGGAGUGCUUCCAGUAGAUGGCCUCCUGCACGCAAAGUCAUCGGCGAGAUAG